AUAAACAGCAGAGCAAAGCCUGGCUGAGGCAGUCGGAGUGAAAACACAGAAGAGACGCAUCGUAGAUACAAGACAGAUACAGACACCAAGUCCAAGGAGAGUCUUGACAGCAUCAAGUGGUUUCAGCAACACUUACAUGGUGUUGAUGUGUUCUGUAAGACCCGACAUCGAGCGGCAGUCAUAUGAAAAUAGUGGACCCAAAGCUAAGAACUAGGGAGUCUAGAAGAGACAGAAGCAGACACAUGAAAGCUGAAAUACUUGACUCAACAGGCAGAGACUAAGAGAGCCAAACAUGGCCCGAAUCACUACCGAAGAAAUGUCACGGCACUUCCCAAAAAUUUCAAUGAGUGCGGAGGACGAGAGGGUGCGCGUUAUAGCAGAGAAGGUUUACGCCUCGGCUCUGAAGGAGGAAGACACCAGAGAUGCUAUGGCCCUGUUCACUGUACCGGAGGACUGUCCCAUCGGUCUGCAUGAGGACAGGGAGAGGGCGCUGCAGAAGGAGAUGGCUGAACAUCAGUCUCAAGAGUCUGUUAAAAAGAAGAAGAAUUUCAUGUUGAAGCGUUCCCAGUCGGUAUCUUUACAGAUACCCAUCAGCGGUGAUUGGGCCCUGUCUGCGGUUUCCCCAAUUCUCUCCCCAACCACACCUGAGCCUGUUUUCCAAGAGAGCCUCCCAGACUUCCAGAGAGUUACCAUCAGCGGGGAUUACUGUGCAGGGAUCACAGUUGAGGAUUAUGAGCAGGCAGCUAAGACUCUCCUUCGGGCACUAUUCAUCAGAGAGAAGUACUCCAGGCUGGCCUACCACCGCUUCCCCAGGACCAUUGCCCAGUUCCUUCGCAACGCUGAAAAUGAGAAGUGGCGAGAGGAGGAUGAGAUUUUGCCAGACAUCUGGCCUUUGCCCCAUGAAGGGGAGGACCCAUACUCAAUGGAGGGUAUUCCCGAGGACCUGAACUAUGAGCUGCAGAUCAAGGAUGGCGUAAUUCAUGUUUACGACAAUGCAGAGGCCCUGACACAAGAGCAACCCCACAGCCUCCCUUACCCCGACAUUGAGACCUUUGCCAUAGACCUGAGCCAUGUCCUUGCUAUGAUUGCUGAUGGCCCAACGAAAACCUACUGUCACAGACGGCUGAACUUCUUGGCCUCUAAAUUCUACCUUCAUGAAAUGCUGAAUGAAAUGGCAGAGCUAAAAGAGCUGAAAAGCGUUCCCCACAGAGACUUCUACAAUGUCAGAAAGGUGGACACACAUAUACACGCUGCUGCUUGCAUGAACCAGAAGCAUCUGCUGAAAUUUAUAAAGACCACAUACCAGACAGAGGCAGAUCGUGUGAUACUGGAGAAAGGCUGUCAGAAGGUCACACUCAAGGAAGUCUUCAACAACCUCCACAUGGACCCCUACGACCUCACUGUAGACUCGCUGGAUGUGCAUGCUGGAAGACAAACGUUUCACCGUUUUGACAAGUUCAACUCCAAAUACAACCCCGUGGGAGCCAGCGAACUGCGAGAGAUUUACUUGAAGUCAGACAACUACAUCAAAGGAGAAUACUUUGCACGUCUCGUCAAGGAAGUAGCUAAGGAGCUGGAGGAUAGUAAGUACCAGCAUGCUGAGCCCCGUCUGUCGAUUUACGGCCGCUGUCCCAGUGAAUGGGAUUGCCUGGCAACCUGGUUUAUCCAGCACAAGGUCCACUCGCCCAACAUGAGAUGGAUGAUCCAAGUUCCCAGGAUCUAUGACAUUUUCAGGUCAAAGAAAUUAGUACCACACUUCGCCAAGAUGCUGGAGAACAUUUUCCUCCCCCUCUUUGAGGCGACAGUCAAUCCGCAGAAGCACAAAGAAAUACAUGUAUUCUUAAAAUACGUGACAGGCUUUGACAGUGUGGAUGACGAGUCCAAACACAGCGACCACAUGUUCUCUUACAAAAGCCCGAAGCCUGAGGCGUGGACCACAGAUGACAACCCUCCCUACACCUACUACCUGUUCUACAUGUACGCCAACGUCAUGGUGCUAAACAACCUGCGCAAGGAGCGAGGACUGAACACCUUCCAGUUUCGUCCCCACUGUGGUGAGGCUGGCUCCAUCACCCACCUCGUCUCCGCCUUCCUCACAGCCGACAACAUCUCCCAUGGACUCAACCUAAAGAAGAGUCCAGUGCUGCAGUACCUGUACUACCUGGCCCAGGUCCCGAUCGCCAUGUCCCCGCUGAGCAACAACAGCCUGUUCCUGCAGUACUCCAAGAACCCUCUGCCAGAGUUUCUUCACAAAGGCCUCUGUGUGUCGCUGUCGACUGACGACCCCAUGCAGUUCCACUACACCAAGGAGGCUUUGAUGGAGGAGUAUGCCAUCGCAGGCCAGUUGUGGAAGCUGAGCACCUGUGAUUUGUGUGAGAUAGCCAGGAACAGUGUGCUGCAGAGCGGCCUCUCACACCAGGAGAAGAAACACUUCAUUGGUUCCAACUACCUCCAGGGUGGGCCAGAUGGCAACGACAUUCGUCGGACAAACGUGGCGCAAAUCCGCAUGGCCUACCGUCACGAGACUCUGUGCAAUGAGCUCAGUUUUCUAGUGGACGCAGUGAAGGCGGAGGUUGACACUAGCCAAGCUAAUUGAUUAACUACGCCAGCUCAGACUUUACCUGGAUACGUCCUCAGGGGAUAAAGGGCUAUGAGUUAGACGCCAUAUUCUUUUUUUUUCCCCUUUUUUUUUUUUUUACAUUGUCUUAUAACUGUUUCUGACCCAGAUUUGAAAAAAGGGGGUUCUUACUAUUUUUUGUUGACCUUGGUGCAGGCAUUCGGAGUGGCCUACUUAACGUAGCAUGAUAAAAACUUGUUUUUAAGACUGUAUUCAAAGCUGCAUCAACAAACCUCGCCCAUCACUGUUUGCCUCAUUUUAUUGGGAUACAGGUUUAAUGUCUUUUGAAGGGUGUGAGUCUACUUGUGGAUUUGGACAUAUGAAAACCUGAUUUAGAAUUGAGACGUUUAGAAGCAGGAUAUAAAAUGAUUUCCACUGAGAUAGUUUUCCAAAAGUAGCACUGCAUGCUGAAUUUCUUUGUGUCACUUUUGCACAUAUGCAUGUUUCGAAAGACUUGAAAGACUCACGCCUGUAGUCCUUAGCAAGUGUAUGAGGAAAAAAAUAAUAAUUUGAGGCUGCAGUCAGGUUUGCCUUUUCACAAUGAGUAUGUCAAUUGCAUGAUUUUGACAGAGAGGAGUAAGAGGCCAGGCAAAUAUUCACAGUGGCAGAUGCAAGUGUACCUGAGACUUAAAGCUAGUGUUCUAAGUGAAAUCACUUAUCACAAACCCGUUAAACUCACAACUGUGAAAAGACUCAUUAGAAGGAUUUUCUUUUUUCUUAUGUUUGUAAUUUCUCAUGGUUUUUCAUACGUAAAAUAAAAAACUGCAAAAGAGUCGAGAAUGUUUUUGCAUAAACAAAUAUUCACACUGGAGAAAAUGUUACCGGAGAGUUUCAGUUUAAUAAAUUGACUGAAUGAUUAAUCGGUUAUCAAAAUGACUGUUUAUCAAACUAAACUUACUAUUUUGAGAGACCAGUUCUCAGUUUUUUGUACCUUUUAACUGUUGAAAGGGUGUUAGGAAUUAAAGCCUCAACGCUGUUUGAAACCCACUUUUAAAUUUGUGAAAACUUUAUUUUAUUCAUGAAAGUGGGAAAGGGAGAUUUCACUGCCCCCCCC
Molecule: messenger RNA, 3671 nt
Organism: Xiphias gladius (swordfish)
Lineage: Eukaryota; Metazoa; Chordata; Actinopteri; Istiophoriformes; Xiphiidae
Gene: ampd3b
Product: adenosine monophosphate deaminase 3b
Exons: 15
Coding region: 293-2596 (767 amino acids)
Biological process (GO): IMP salvage; AMP metabolic process
Cellular component (GO): cytosol
Molecular function (GO): AMP deaminase activity
Source: RefSeq, a predicted model, not a curated record